Messenger RNA from Dufourea novaeangliae, 1418 nucleotides. RefSeq names its product ras-related GTP-binding protein D (gene RagC-D). The record is from RefSeq and is a predicted model, not a curated record. Gene Ontology annotation, cellular component: nucleus; Gtr1-Gtr2 GTPase complex; lysosome. Bases 66 to 1253 code for a protein of 395 amino acids. Gene Ontology annotation, molecular function: GTP binding; GTPase activity. Gene Ontology annotation, biological process: cellular response to amino acid stimulus; positive regulation of TOR signaling; regulation of autophagy. Lineage: Eukaryota; Metazoa; Arthropoda; Insecta; Hymenoptera; Halictidae. The transcript is spliced from 7 exons.
GGAUACAAAGUCUACCUUACGAUAAAGACAUUUUAAAUAAAUAAACGAUCUUGAAUAAUACGAAUAUGGACGAUGAUGAUCAGUAUCAAGGUGGUUAUGACGUAGGCUCAUUUCCCAAGGAUUUUGGAUAUGCACCAUUUGAUGGAGAAACAGAAGGAUCCAUGGAUCCUUUGUCAGGGGAACAAAAACCUAGAAUACUUUUAAUGGGUCUAAGAAGGAGCGGAAAAUCAUCGAUACAAAAAGUAGUAUUCCAUAAAAUGUCACCAAACGAAACCUUAUUCUUAGAAAGCACAAAUAAGAUUAUUAAGGAUGAUAUAAGUAACUCUAGUUUUGUUCAGUUUCAAAUCUGGGACUUCCCAGGGCAAAUUGACUUCUUUGAUCCUACUUUUGACAGUGACAUGAUAUUUGGUGGUUGUGGAGCAUUGGUUUUUGUUAUUGAUGCUCAGGAUGAUUAUAUGGAAGCCCUGAAUAAAUUACACUUGACAGUUACAAAAGCGUAUAAAGUUAAUCAAGCGAUCAGAUUUGAAGUGUUUAUACAUAAAGUUGAUGGUUUGUCUGAUGACUGUAAAAUGGAAACGCAAAGAGACAUACACACCAGAGCAAACGAUGACCUCGCAGAUUCUGGAUGUGACCAAAUACAUCUAAGUUUCCAUUUAACGUCUAUAUACGAUCAUAGCAUAUUCGAAGCAUUUAGUAAAGUUGUUCAAAAAUUAAUACCACAGUUACCAACUCUAGAAAAUUUACUUAACAUACUCAUAUCGAAUUCUGCAAUUGAAAAGGCAUUUUUAUUCGAUGUGGUAUCUAAAAUUUAUAUUGCAACUGAUAGCUCUCCUGUAGAUAUGCAAAGUUAUGAACUUUGUUGUGAUAUGAUCGAUGUUGUUAUCGAUGUGUCUUGUAUAUAUGGUUUAAGAGAGGAUUUAGACGCCGCGGCGUUCGACAGUCAGAGCUCCAGUUUGAUCAAACUGAACAAUGGAACGAUUUUAUAUUUGCGAGAAGUUAAUAAAUUUUUGGCUCUAGUCUGCAUUUUACGGGAAGAUAAUUUUGACAGACAAGGUGUAAUUGAUUACAACUUCCUCUGUUUCCGUAAAGCCAUACAACAAGUUUUUGAGCUACGCAAUAAGGCUUUGGCUUCAACAAAUGUUAAUAAUCAUUCGACCUCUCCUGUUAAUACAAAUGAAACUUCAAAUGUUCCCACAGUAUCGCAAGGCGGAACCAUGGGGCAAAAUGGUACUGUUGUAAUUGCACAGAGUUAACUUCCGUAUGUAAUAUUUAUAAAUUUCUAUUUAAGCCUUGCAACAGAAGACAAUGUUUCUUUCAUACACAUUUUUUUUUCUCAUUUUUACUUUACAUACUGAUAAUAGUACGUUACAUAAUCAUAUUAUCAAUAAUUUAAUUUUAUAAAUAUUUAGUUAACACAA